AUGACUGAGUGCUUUCCUGAUGUCCCAAAAGAUGCCAUAUUCGAUGCUGUUGAAGAAGCUGAUGGUGAUUUCAACAAGGCUUUUGACAUUAUAAUGACCACUUAUUCUGGCGAUGCUCAACAGAGCGAUGAAACAAGUGACGAACCUGAUGUUGAAGACCCAAGUUUUAAAAUCUCCUCCUUAGCUGAAGCUUUUCCUCAUAUUGACGUGGAAAUCAUUUCUAAAACUUUACUAGACUGUGAUAAUGAUUCUGAAAAAGCUAUUGAAUCUUUAUUAAACCAUGAUAUAAUUGUGGAAUUUGAACAAAAAUUAGAAUUGGAGGAGAUUAAUAAGAAUCAAAAUUCAAAUAGAACUUGGGUUCAAGUUAAUGAACGUAUUUAUCACAUUUCUGAAUUACUUCAUGUGGAAUUAAAUGUUGCUAAAAGUUAUUAUCAUAAAAAUGGGGGAAACAUUGUACAAGCUUUAGUUGAUAUCAUUUAUAACUUGAGAAAUGAAGAGAAAAGGGCUAAAGAGCAAUUAAAACCUAAAACAACAAAUAAUAUUCCAUAUGGUGGUAGAGUUCAAAAUCAUUCAACAUCAUCUAAACCAGUUUAUAAAGGACGUCGUAAGAGAAGAAACUCUGAAGCCAAUCAAGAAUAUGUUUACAAUGAGAAUAGUCCUGAAGUGUCAGAAUUAGCUUCACUUAUAUAUGAUGAUCCUCAUCUGGUUAAUAUCAAUUGGGAAUUUAAUCAAGAAGCUUUAGUUUUCUUCAAAGGAAACGUUACAAAUGUUAUUGCCUUGGAUUUAUUUAUUGUGGAACAUAAUGGUGUAAAAGAAACUUAUCAAAAUGAAUCCAAAACUAUAUCCAUUAAUAACAAUAAUAAUAAUAGAAUAACCACUCCAAUUAAACCACCAAGUUUUAAAUUCACUCAAGUUUUGCCAAAACCAACCUCUACAGUCUUGAGAUCACCAAGUAUUGAAGAUGAUUUAACUUCUCAACAAAUUGCAUUACAAAGGGUCCAAUUAAGAAAAUGUAGAGAAAUUAAUAAAUUAGAUUUACAUGGAUUCCAUGUUAAAAAUGCAAGAGAUACAACUGCAAAAGCACUAAGAGAUUGGUGGCAAGAUGAAUUAAAAGCUAGAGAAGCAAGUGGUCGUGCCGCAUAUAGUGCAAAAGCUAGAGAAGUUGAACCUUUUAUUGUGGUUACUGGGAAAGGUUUACAUAGUGAAGGUGGUGUUUCCAAGGUUAGAGCAUCUAUAAAGAAAUGGAUGAAAAAUAGUGAAUUUUACGCAUUGGAGGAAGAGGCUAGAUUUGUUGUUAUUGGAUUGAAAUCUUAA
This is a messenger RNA of Hansenula anomala, 1314 nucleotides long. It is a transcript of the gene CUE2, whose product is annotated as Cue2p. The record is from RefSeq and is a predicted model, not a curated record. Lineage: Eukaryota; Fungi; Ascomycota; Saccharomycetes; Phaffomycetales; Wickerhamomycetaceae. Bases 1 to 1314 code for a protein of 437 amino acids. Gene Ontology annotation, molecular function: ubiquitin binding. The transcript has a single exon.